Didymodactylos carnosus is the source of this 945-nucleotide messenger RNA. The record is from the annotation of a GenBank genome assembly. NCBI's taxonomy places the organism in Eukaryota, Metazoa, Rotifera, Eurotatoria, Philodinida, Philodinidae.
AUGACCGUUGCUGGUAUUAUUCCAGUAACAGCAGUUGCACCUAUUGAAUGUGUAAAAUUACUUCUUCAAACUCAAGGUGAAAUGCUUAAACAAGGUACUAUCACCCGACCAUACAAUGGUACUAUUGGUUGUAUCAUGCAAACUUUCAGAAAUGAAGGACUCUUAUCAUUCUGGCGAGGUAAUUUGACCAAUUGUUUUCGAUCUGUUUGCCAUCAGCCUUUGAAUUUUGUCUUCAAAGAUAAAGUCAAAUGUAUGUUUAAACAAAAUAGAAACUAUCCAUAUAUAGUAAAUUUUGGUAAAAAUAUAGCAAGUGGUAGUUUAGCUGGUGCAUUAUCAUUAUGUUUUGUUUACUCGCUUGAUUAUACUCGUACACGUUUGACUACUGAUGUCAAAAGUACAAAGAAAGGAGGUGGUGAACGUAAACACGCGAUGGUGACGUACAAUGGUCUUGUUGAUGUCUAUGAAAAAACAUUGGCUAUCGAUGGUAUUGUUGGUCUUUAUCGUGGUUUUGUUAUUUCAUGUGUUGAAAUCAUUAUUUAUCGUGGAUGCUAUUUCGGUCUUUAUGAUACAUUAAAACCAAUUUUAAUUGGUCCUGAUUCUGGUAUUAGUUCUUCAUUUUUACUUGGUUAUUGCAUCCCAAUUACAUCAGGUUUUAUUUCAUAUCCAUUUGAUACUAUUGUACGACGUAUGAUGAUAACAUCAGGUCAACCGGUUAAGUAUAAAGGUUCAAUGGAUUGUAUGUGCCAAAUCUUACGAACUGAAGGUGUUAUGGCUUUCUAUAAAGGAGUUGGUGUGACUCUUCUUCGAGGUAUCGCUGGUGCCGGUCUCUUAUCUAGUUCGGAUAAACUAGUCACACUUUAUAUUAGCGUCAAAAGAUUUUUAUCAUCUCGUGAUAUACCUAUUUCAUCACCACGUGGUUGUGAAGAUGAUAUUGGUACAAUUUAA